CUUUGCAUUUCAUACCUGACUGUUUUUCCACCUAAGCAGCCUUAAUUUCUAUUGUAUUUUUUAUACAAAAUCAUCAAGUUCAAAAUUACAUUUAUUUUAAAAUUAUUUAAAACAAUUUAACAUGGGCGAUACUUGCAUAACGGAUCCCAUGACCUUUUUAUACCUCGACAUGCUAUCUACUAUUUUAAUUGAUGAUACAAAAGAACUCGGAAAUCAGUUCGAUACAAAAUUGAAAUUUAUACGCGAACAAGAAAAGAUCUGCUUAGAGAAUGGGAAACAACUUGUUUUUAUCGACCAGUUUGUGGAAACAUUGAAGGACUGUGUAUAUAAGCUGGAGUUGGAGCUGACGGAGAAUGAAAACGAAUUAUUUCAAGCAGAGAGAGUUAUCUCGCAUUGUGAAGCAAUGUACAUGGAUCCGAUGAAGUGUCCAAAGUUUAACACAAUGCCUUUCAAGCAUAGCUGUUUUUUGGUUCUCAUGAAGCUGCUUCUCUCAGCAGACCGUUCCGCAGCUCAGGCCAAUUUACUUAAAGCUGAAAUUGAACGUUUUAACACUGAGGCUGGUUCCCAUUUAGAACCCAUUAAUAUGAUCACAAAGAUUAUAGACUAUCACCAGAAAUCUCUGGUCUUAAUGGAGCAAGAAAUAAACAAACUGGAGUCGAUGACAAAAGAAGUAACCAACUGCUAUGACCAAAUAACUAAACAAAUGCAGAUUAGUAGCCUAACUACCAAAUGCACCUUAACGAUGGCCAAUGUUAUCAACGAUAUAUACUACAAAUAAAUCCUAGAUGUCUUUUCAAGUUUUAUGAAUAUUAUACAUAUGCGUAUGGGUAUGUAAUUAAAUGCAAACCAAGUUCAACUUUUGUUCUUACGUCUAUAGGAUUAGUUGGAUUAUCUUUUUUUUUGGUUAUAUGCUAUAUUAGUUAUUGAUGUCGCGGAAGAAGACCACUUCAUCGGCAAUGAUACUGGUGCUGGUCUUUUGGUUGCCCUGUUGAUCUGUGAUCUCUCCAUAGGUGAUCUUGCCCUGGAUCAUUGUGCGCUGUCCCUUUUUUCAGAUACUCCAGCACGGAAUCACGCAAAUUUGGUUUGAAGACAACUACACGAUGCCAGUCUGUGCGCUGAGCCCAGUCGCCGUUCUCAUAUCUGUAUAAUCAAAGGAUUAUUAAAAAUCGAGCUGAAUCUACAAAUUGUUUAGCACUCACUUGUAGUUGGUAUGAGUGGCAACGGAGAAUGUGACCACUGGAUGCUCCUGAGAGCCGCGCAGUUGUGGAUCUGCGCCCACACGCCCUAAUAUGGUUACGUUGUUGACAGCUGCACAUUAAAGAAAUAAAUUAAGUAAACAUAUGAAAUAAUAUAUCCCUGUUCGAUCAAUUACGCACUUUUUUCAAUUUUGGCGGGUGCUGUGGUUGAUGUACUUGUGGCAGCACCGCGUGCUGACAGAUUCCGGAGUCCCUGCAGGACUGG
Molecule: messenger RNA, 1461 nt
Organism: Drosophila sulfurigaster albostrigata
Lineage: Eukaryota; Metazoa; Arthropoda; Insecta; Diptera; Drosophilidae
Exons: 3
Coding region: 122-778 (218 amino acids)
Source: RefSeq, a predicted model, not a curated record